AUGGCCACCCACGACCAAACACUACAUCCGCACACUCCAGCGGCCUCCUCUGUACCGACGCUCUCCAUACUGAACCCUAACCCGAGACGGUUACCCGGUCCGAGUCUCCUUCACCACCUUGUUGCCAAAACACCCAGCAUCGCCAGCGAUGCUCCCGCUGUCGACUAUCUCUCACCCAGCGGCGCAAAGAUCACAUUAUCAUACGAACAAUUUCAUUGGUCAGCAGAUGUAUUAGCCAGCCGCAUCACGACUGAGGUCAGCUCACAGCAACCGGGCGCGGGUCCCGGCGUGGUUCCGGUCCUGGUGCCUCAGUGCCCUGAGCUACAUGUCUCUCAGCUGGCUAUCCUCAAGGCUGGCGGGGCCUUUUGCCCGCUCAACCUCGACGCGCCCUCCGACCGCAUCAAAUUCAUCCUGAAAGAUGUGGAUACAAGGGUCGUCAUCACCACUCCGGAACUGCGGUCCAAGUUCGAUGGCAUCGAUGGCGUCCGCUUUAUCACAAUUGACCAAAGCCUCCUGAAAGAGAGGCCAACUUCAGGUAACCCCACCGCCUACCAACCAAGUCCCUCUGACCUCGCCUACGUUAUGUACACGUCCGGCUCGACGGGCACCCCCAAGGGCGUCGGCAUCUCCCACGACGCCGCCGCGCAGAGCCUCCUCGGCCACGACCGCCACAUACCCAAGUUCUCUCGCUUCCUGCAGUUCGCCGCUCCCACCUUUGAUGUCUCAGUCUUUGAGAUCUUCUUCCCCUUUCUCCGCGGUGCCACGCUCGUGAGCUGCCACCGCGCGGAGCUCCUCAGCGACUUGCCGAGCGUGCUGACGCGCAUGAACGUCGACGCCUGCGAGCUGACGCCCACGGUCGCGGGUAGCCUCCUCCGGAAGCGGGAGAGCGCGCCGUGCUUGCGCCUGCUGCUGACGAUCGGCGAGAUGCUGCAGGAGCCCGUGGUGCGGGAGUUCGGCGGCGACGCGGACAAGGAGAGCAUGCUGUGGGCCAUGUACGGCCCGACCGAGGCCACCAUCCACUGCACCCUGGAGCCCGCGUUCGCGGCCGGCGCCAAGCCGGCCAACAUCGGCUUCCCGCUGGAUACCGUCUCCGCGUUCAUCCUGCGCGAGGCCGGCGGCGGCGACGACAACACGGACGAGCCCGAGGUUCUGCCCCUGGGCGAGGCCGGCGAGCUCGCCGUCGGCGGCCACCAGCUCGCGGCUGGGUACAUCAACAGGCCCGAGCAGACGGCCGCCGCGUUCGUGGAGACUAGGGAGCACGGGCGGCUAUACCGCACGGGCGACCGGGCGCGCAUGCUGCCCGGCGGGCGGAUCGAGUGCAUGGGCCGCAUCUCGGACGGCCAGGUCAAGCUGCGGGGCCAGCGCAUCGAGCUCGGCGAGAUCGAGCAUGCGGCGCUGCGCACCGGAGGCUGCCACGGCGCCGUGGCGUCUGUCGUCGCGGGGAUAUUGGUGCUGUUCUGCACUGUCGAUGCUGGAGAUGGCAUGGACGUGCGGGUCCUCGACUCCUGCCGGGCCUGGCUGCCGCGGUUCAUGGUCCCUGGGGAUGUGGUGCUCAUGCGCGAUUUCCCGCGGCUGCCGUCUGGAAAGGUCGACCGGAAGCGGCUGGUUGCUGACUAUACCGCGUCAUCGAGGAGGGACGAGAGCGCCGGGGAAGGCGUGACCUAUGCGGACGAGCUGGAGAGGGAGGUGUGCGACCUCGCGACCGCGGUGCUCGGUGCCAAGGUCUCGCCUUCUUCUGUGCUGGCUGCGUCUGGGCUGGACUCGCUCGUGGCGAUCAAGUUUGCUGCUGCGCUGCGGAAGGUCGGUCGGGAUGUCAGUGCUGUUGAUGUAUUGAAUGCGUGCACGGCUCAUGAUCUUUAUAUGCAGAUCAAGCGCGAGAAGCGUGACAGUCUCGAUGUAUCGAUGCGGGAUGCGGCUGUUGAUCGGGGCGUCGUGGCCGCCGCUCUGGCCGUGGACGAAGCGACGAGUUCGUAUGCUCAUGUGUGUACACCACUCCAGUCGUCCAUGCUUGCGGAGACAACGCGCAAUUCGCAGGCGUACUGCAAUUGGGUCGAGCUGAGCUUCCCCGCCGAGUGCAGUGCUGAGCAGAUCCGGUCCUGUGUGCGGCAGGUAGCGCAGAAGAACGACAUCCUGCGAAGCGGCUUCUUGUACCUGGAUGGUCGGUUUGUGCAGGUCGUUUGGCAUGACCUGUUGCCGACGCAGGUGCGAGAAGUGGAUCGGCUUGACCGAGAGUAUCAACUGGACUCUGACGGGCUGUUGCGCCCGUUCGAUGUUCAGGUUUGCGACUCUGUGGAGGGGUUAGAACGACGCGUUUUGGUCCGCAUACAUCACUCGCUUUAUGACGGGUGGACACUCGAUCUUAUUAUCAUGGACCUCAACGCGUUGCUUGGUGGGGAGGAUGUCUCCGACCGCACUCAGUUUCGUGAUCUCGCGGCGUAUCAGAACACUGCGGCAGCUUCGGAUGCGGCAGAGGCCGCGAAGCAGUUCUGGGCUGAGAAUCUGCUUGGCUUCCAGCCGAGUGCCACGCUCGAGCUGCAGCCCAAGCAUAUCGACACUGACGAAGUCCUGACGAGGCGGGUGCAGCUUGGCGUGGAUGCUUCUCGAGUCAAAGCGCUCUCCGACUUGCUGCAGUGUAGCCCGCAGACUCUCUUCCAAGCCGGCAUCGUGUGGCUCUGGAGUAUGCUCACAGGCGAGAGCGACGUGUCUAUCGGCACUGUCACGUCUGGUCGUACUCUCGGACUGCCUGGCAUCGAAAGCAUUAUGGGCCCCUGUAUGGACACUGCGCCGUUGCGAGUCGUCCUUUCGCAAGUCAGGUCUGUCCGCGAGCUGAUCGAGAACAUCCAUGCUUUGAACCGGGCUAUGCUGCCUCACUCGGGUCUGCCUCUCGGAGAGAUCAAGAAGGCCGCUGGUAUUUCUGCGAGCCAGAACUUGUACGAUGUGUUGUUUGUAUACCAGGAGUCGCUGUAUAGUACAGCUCGAGGGGGCGGGCCUGUGCGCGAGGUCGCGCACCAAGACUUCUUAGAGACCGGCUUGCUCAUUGAGGUCGAGCCGACAUCUGCUGGGUUCACCUGUUCUGCGACGUACCAUCUGGCCUCCUGGCCUGAUGCGCAGGUUCGGGUUCUGCAGGAGCAGUACCAGUAUGUGGUCAGGUUUAUGCUAGACCACCUCGAUAGCGAGCUGAGCUCGCUCACUAAUACCUUCCCUGCUGGGAUGCUUUCCAAGUAUAAUGAUCAGCCUGCGCCGUAUACUGGUUGUGCAGACCUGGCUGGUCUUGUUGAGGCGACGGCCUCGAGGAAGGGAGAUGAGCCUGCCGUGCUCUUUGCCUCCUCGAUCGAAGACGGGUCAAUGGAUGCUGAGGUUUUGUCCUAUCGGCAGCUGAAUGAGCUGGCGAACCAGAUCGGCCGACAUAUACAGUCUUUCGGCGUCAGGGAGGGCGAUGUCGUUGCUAUCAUCAUGGAGAAGUCCAUUCCGCUCUACGCUGGCAUUCUUGCCAUUCUGAAGACGGGAUGUGCCUACUUGCCGCUGUUGCCAAGUACGCCCAUCGAGCGCGUGAAGCUGAUCUUGGAUCAGAGUGACACCAGACUCUGCCUCACGGACAGAAAGACUGGACUUCUUCUCCAAGACAAGAUACCUUGCCCUCUCGCUGACAUUGGCAGUGUUUCACUGUCACAGUAUCCCACUUCAAACAUUGGCACCGCUGUCGACCCAUCACGCGUUGCCAACAUCAUCUACACGUCCGGCAGCACAGGAACACCCAAGGGCGUAUGCGUCACUCAGCUCAACAUCACCAGCAAUCUUGACGUUCUCGCACGGAUCUACCCUCCCGUUCGGCCCAACGCUCGACUGCUGCAGUCCUGUUCCCAAGCCUUUGAUGUCUCCGUGUUUGAGAUCUUCUUCUCUUGGACACAAGGCAUGUGCCUCUGCUCCGCCAUCAACGACACCCUCUUCGAGGACCUCGAGAGGGCUAUGAGGACGAUGCAGAUCACGCACCUCAGCAUGACACCUACCGUGGCCGCGCUGGCAGAGCCGGCGAACGUGCCGAGCGUGGAGUUUCUCGUCACCUCUGGCGAGCCCAUGACCGCGAGAGUUGCGAGAAACUGGGUUCGCCAGCUCCAUCAGGGGUACGGGCCCUCGGAGACGACAAACAUCUGCACGGUCAAGAAGAUGGCGCCGGGAGAUGUGAUCCGUCAUCUCGGCCACUCAUUUGCGAAUACUUCGUCGUUCGUCUUGCGCCCGGGCAGCCUCGACAUCGUGCCGCUGGGUAGCGUAGGUGAGUUCUGCUUUGGCGGGGACCAAGUCGUCCAGGGGUACUUGCAUCUCCCUGAGCUCACUGCCGAGCGCUUCAUCGAACACCCCGAGUACGGCCGGUUAUACCGCUCUGGCGACAUGGGCCGUAUGCUCCCGGACGGGUCUCUGAUGAUCAUUGGGAGAGUGGACGACCAGAUCAAGCUGCGCGGUCAGCGUAUCGAGUUGAACGAGAUCAACUCAGUGAUGAGCUCCGCGGAGCAAGUGACGAGUGCUGUGACUCUGCUUCUCACCCGGCAGGGGUCCCAGCAGCUGGCGACAUUCUAUGUGUCUUCUUCGAUUUCGGCGUCAUCGUUCGGCUUCCUCGAAGAUAGCGAUGAUGCGGCCCGAGAAAGGACACAGCACUUGUUAAGCUUGUUAAAAUCGAGACUGCCAACAUACAUGGUGCCCAGUUACGUGUUGGCUGUAUCGUCUAUUCCCCUUACUCCGGCCGGAAAGGUCGAUAAGGAUCGUCUACGAGGGUGCUUUGCGGAGCUGAGCGAUGAGGUUCUCGCCGCCUGUGGCGACUCCGCAGGGCCAGGCGCAGAGGAAGGGGAGUGGAGCAGCGAGGAGCGGAGCAUCGCGAAGACCUUUGCAGACGCCCGAGGGAUUGAGGCGGAGUCGAUCGGGCGCUGGACGCCGUUUCCCAACCUUGGGGUCGAUUCGAUAUCAGCUAUCAAGAUCUCCAAGGCCCUAGCGAGGUCUUUGGGCACUCGCGUCCCCGUCAGUGCCAUAUUACAGGCUGGCUGUGUUGCUCAGCUCGGUAGAACUAUUUCUUCACUAGCUUUAGGUGAUGAGACUCCCGCUUUCAGGGAGGGUGCAAGUACGUUUUUCUCUCAGGAAGCUCUUGCGGAGAUCACGGCACAGUUCGAGCGCAAAGGAAUUGCUGUGGAGAAGGUGCUGCCAUGCAUGCCGCUCCAAGAGGCCAUGCUAGCAAGCUCGACUACACCAGACGCUCCGUAUGUUGAGAAGAUGCUGUUCCGCCUGGCGGUGCCUCUGGACACGAUGAAGGCGGCGUGGAGAGAGAUAUGCAAACGACAGCCCAUCCUCCGAACGUGCUUUGUCACUACGCAAGAUGCAAAACGUCCCAUCGCACAGGUUGUGUUGCGAGAGACCUGUGAUGGCACGUGGUAUACAUCGACCAACAGCGCAUUAUCUCUUGAGGAAUGGCAGUCGGAACAUUUGCGGACACUUCCCUGCGCGAUUGAUUCUUUGCGGCCGCCAGUCUCAGUCUCGGCGUUGGGGCAAGACGGGGAGGUGUUCCUAUCGUUUGUGUGUCACCACGCGCUCUAUGAUGGAGUGGCGAUGGAUCGCCUGCUUCUCGAGGUUGAGCAUCUUGUGAAGGGCUUGGUACUUCCAGCUGCGCCGACUUAUGACGCUUUUCUGUCGUAUGCGCUGGACAAGAGUUCUUCUGGCGAUGGUUUCUGGUCCGAACAUCUAGCCAACUUUUCACCAACCUUAUUCCAAGCCACCAAUGGUGAAUGGGUCGGAACUAAGGGGUGCUUAUCUCGACAACUAUCAAUCCCUCUAUCAGCGCUUGAAGCGAGGUCUAGGUCUCUAGGUCUAUCGCUUCUGACAGCCAGCCAGAGCGCAUGGGCCGUACUGCUGAGCCUUCUCCAAGGGACUGACGAUGUCUGUUUCGGCAAUGUGUACAGCGGCAGGGCAGUUCCCGUCGACGGUGUUGAGGAUCUAGUGGCGCCUUGCUUCAACACUCUGCCUAUCCGACUACAACUGGGCAAUGCAAGACGGAACAUCGACCUCUUGAAGCAAGUCCAGAAGCUGAACCCUGACAUGCUGGAACACCAGUUCACACCACUACGCAAGAUCCUCGCACUGACAGGAACUAGCGGAAAGGGGCUCUUUGAUACGAUGCUGUUGCUACAGAUGCCGUCUCGAGAGCUAGAUGCGGAGGUGUGGCGGCUUGAGCGUGAGGACGGUGAUAUGGACUUCGCGCUCGUUUGCGAGCUUACUCCGGACCCGCGAGGGGAUUCCGUGCAGGUCAAGCUCCACUAUGACAAGCAAUAUCUCUCAGGCUCGAACGUGGAAGCGAUCUAUCGUCUGUUCUCCCACAUUUUCGAUAUCACGCUAUCGCAACCCUCUGCACAUCUGGUGUCAGUGGACAAUGUCUCUGACGAUCUGAAAGACCGACUUGUCAAGCUUGAGUUGAAGUUUGAGCGGUGUUGCCCAAGUACUGCUUCCACUCUGAAGAAUGACAAGGAGGAGUGGAACAAGACGGAGUCACUCAUCAGAACCACUCUUGCCCGUCUCGCUACCGUUUCCGAAUCCCGUAUCACUCAUGACAUGUCAAUCUACCAGCUUGGGCUCGACAGCAUCAGCGCUGUGCAAAUUGCUUCCUCUCUGCGCAAACAAGGGCUGAAGGUGUCUGCCACGGAUGUCAUGGAGUGGCCGACAUGUCGCGAGCUGGCUGGAUUUAGCAGCACAACUAGCUCUCAGGAGACAGAACUUGGGGACUCGUUGUUUGACCUUGGUCAAUUCCGAAAAGAGGUCGAGUCUACCAUUCGACAGGCGAUACCUUCAGACACUGUCGUCGAGGCCAUUUUGCCCUGUACACCUCUCCAAGAUGGCCUCAUCACCGAGUUCGUUCGAUCACAAGGCCAGGCAUACUUCAACUUCGUGGAUAUGGUUGCGCACCCUGAUCUCAUGAUGGAGGCCCUAGUAAAUGCAUGGAAGGCUGUCGUUUGCAAGACCCCGAUGCUUCGAACAGGCUUUGUCUCAGUCAACAACACGCUCAGCGCCUAUGCGAUGGCACAAGUCUCAAGCGAUACAACAGAACCCUGCAUUGCAGUCGUGCGCUCACCUGAUGCUGGUCACUUCAGCCUUGACAAAUGGAGACUUGAUAUGACACAUCGGGCACUCUCGUAUCUCGAGCGGCCGCCCUGGGGACUCACGGUAGUGGAGGACGAAAAGAAGAUCUCGAUGCAUCUGGCCAUCCACCAUGCGCUUUAUGACGCGUCUUCACUGCAGCUUAUCUUCAAUAGAGUUGCGGAGGCAAUUCGUGGUGAUUCCCUGCAAGAUGAUCACAGCACAGAGGGUGCCGUGCUCGCGAUUCUUGAAGACAGCUCGGCUCGGCACGUAGAAGAACAGUCAUUCUGGCACGAUCAUGCAUCCAAGGCGACCGUCAGCAAAUUCCCAACUCUAACGACUCUGCGAAUGAAUGAGCGCAAUGUUCAAGUCAGCACAAAGGUCAGCAAGCAGAGCCACAGGGUCUUGGAGGAAUCUGCAAGUAGCGCUGGUGUGACGAUGCAGGCCGCUAUACAAGCUGCCUGGACAAGGAUACUUGCAUCUUAUAUCGGUGAAAGCUCUGUAACUUUUGGUGUUGUUCUAUCGGGUCGAAACACGGACAAGACACUCGAUGCGGCGUUUCCGUGCAUUACUACGCUCCCUGUCGUAGCUGAGCACAAGCAGUCGAACACGGAGCUUUUGCGUGCAAUGAUGGACUACAAUGGACAGCUUCACAAGUACCAACAUGUACCGCUGAACCGCAUUCAACAAUGGCUUGGACAUCCAGGAUCACAACUCUUCGACACUCUCAUCGCUUUUCAGAAACUGGAGGUCCCAGGCUCGCGGAGCCUUCCUUGGGAGGUUGUUUCGGACCAAGGCACCGUUGAAUAUCCUGUUUCCAUUGAGAUCGAGCCUCGUGCAGAUCAUCUGCAUUAUAGGGUGACCUUCUUUGACGAUAUCAUUCCCCUAGCGCAUGCCAAUUUGCUACUGGAGCAAUUUGAUGCAAUUCUCAGUCAUCUACUACUCUCGUCUGACGGAACGGAGGAUACCUUAUCUCAGAAAGACGAAGAUUUGUUCGCUAUCACGCCUGCUAUUGAGCCUUACCUCAAGUCCGAAGCAACGCUACUUCAUCACUUUGUCGAAUAUACUGCGCAAAGGAUACCGGAAAAGACAGCCUUGCAGUUCGUAACGUCAUUUGAAGGCAACAAGUGUUACGACAAGACGUGGACUUUUGAGCAGCUGAACAAGCAUGGAGAUAAGGUUGCGCAUAUGCUCUCGAAGUAUGUUCAACCAAACCAGAUCGUUGCUAUCUGCUUCGACAAAUGUCCAGAAGCGCAUUUUGCCAUCUUAGGAAUCUUGAAAGCUGGCUGUGCCUUUGUCGCACUGGACCCAGGUGCACCAGCCAGUCGCCAGGAUUUCAUUCUCAAAGAUUCCAAAGCCUCGGUCCUACUUGUUCAGAGCGGGACUGCGGACAACUUCAACUUCAACGCACGUGUACAAACUGUCGAGAUCAAUGAGGAAGAGUUGUCAAGCAUGCCUCCUUCGCGACCUUUCUUGGCAGAUGGCCUUUCCCCCUCGUCUGCCUGCUAUUGUCUGUACACCUCUGGCACGACCGGAACACCGAAGGGAUGCAUCAUCACCCAUGAAAACGCGGUACAGGCCAUGCUAGCCUUCCAGGUGCUCUUCACUAACCACUGGGAAGAAUCUUCGAAGUGGUUGCAGUUCGCAUCAUUCCAUUUCGACGUCUCGGUCCUAGAGCAGUAUUGGACAUGGUCUGUUGGCAUCACGUUGGUUAGCGCUCCUCGUGAUCUGAUCCUGGAGGACCUCUCAGGGACAAUAUCCCGUCUUGAGAUCACGCACAUCGACCUCACUCCGAGCCUGGCGCGACUUUUACACCCAGAUGAUGUCCCAUCUCUCUGCCGAGGCGUUUUCAUCACUGGCGGAGAGCAACUGAAACAAGAGAUCCUUGACGCUUGGGGUGACAAAGCUGUCAUACACAACUUCUACGGUCCGACAGAAGCAACGAUUGGCGUGACCAGCUUUCCCUGCGUGCCGAGGAAUGGCCGUGCAUCAAACAUUGGCCGACAGUUCCCUAAUGUCGGCACUUAUGUGUUAAGACCUGGCUCGGAGGAACCUGUCUUGCGAGGAGGCAUAGGCGAGCUAUGCGUUGCCGGCAAGUUGGUCGGUAAAGGGUACCUGAAUCGGGUGGACUUGACAGAUGAGCGGUUUCCAACCCUUUCACGGUUCAACGAGCGGGUCUACCGUACGGGCGACCUCGUUCGAAUCUUACACGAUGGCUGCUUCGAUUUCCUUGGUCGGGCGGAUGACCAGGUGAAAUUGCGAGGGCAGCGACUCGAAAUCGGAGAGAUCAAUCAUGCGAUCAGGAAGGGAGUGCCCCUCAUCUCCGAUGUUGCCACGAUGGUGAUUCGUCAGGGAAAACUGCAGAAAGACUUCCUCGUCGCGUUCGUGGUUGCCGGAGAAUCACGCCGUCGCGACGAGUUACAGAUCAUCACCAACAAGGCGGAAGACAUAUCAGAUCAAGUCCAGCGGGCUUGUCGAGAGAAGCUGCCGCCGUACAUGGUCCCGACUUAUGUCCUGCAACUUCCUUUCAUUCCUCUUUCGGCGAACAACAAAGCGGAGUUCAAGGUGCUGAAAGCGCUCUUCGAAGCCACCCCACUGGAUCAACUCGUGAGCUCCAAGAACCAUAUCGACAAGGUGGAUCAAUUAGACCAAGUUGGUCAAGCGAUCUCCAGAGCCCUCCAAGCCAUGGGCAUUAUCAACGAAGAUGAAGCUAUUGGACAGUCAUCCAGCAUAUUUGAUCUCGGUAUUGACUCGAUCUCUGUUGCUCGUUUCGCCAGUUGUCUCAAGAGAGAAGGCCUCCAAGCUUCGCCCUCCACGAUACUCAAGAACCCCAAUCUUGGCCAGUUGGUAAGAGCAAUCAAUGCAGAGAAAUCUUCAAAACAGACAUAUUCGGUCUUGGAGUCACAGCUGCUGGUGCAAGCCUGCCGACAUCGACAUCAGGGGUUCGUUUGCGCUACCCUAGGUAUCUCGCCCGACAUGGUUGAAUACAUUGCGCCUUGCACAGCACUGCAGCAAGGUAUGAUUUCUCGAUCAAGAUCAGAGGAACAUCAUGGUACCUAUUUCAAUACCUUCCAGUUCCGAUUGGCGGAUCACGUCUCACUCGAUCGCCUAAGGAACUCAUGGCAAAAGCUGGUCGACACCUACUCCAUCCUUCGGACGCAGUUCAUUGAGACGACUGAGGGCUUUGUGCAGGUGGCGCUCAAGGGGUUCUUGGUUCCGUGGCUGGAAUCCGAAUUACCAGAGAACAAUUUGGUAGACGGGAUCUCGAACAUGCAACAGCGAUGGGUUGCCAGCAACCAAGAACACAUCCGACAAUCAUUCCAAUGCGUUAUCUUGCGUGAAAGCAAGAGCUACAUUUUGCUUGUCAAUAUCUUUCACGCUUUGUACGACGCAAAUAGUUUUGACUUGCUGCUUCAAGAGUUGGCCGCCGAAUACUCUGGAACUCGCAAGGAGCCGUCCGGCCCGACAUUCUUUGAGGCGCUCCUUCACGGUCCUCUCCGGAGCUUCGAACCGUCUCGGCCAUUCUGGGAGGAACAUAUGAGAACCGCAAACUUCCAGGCGUUUGGCCCUUUAUCAACUGAACCAACGCAGAAACCCCUGCAUCUUAUCCGAAGCAUACCUUUUGAGCGCCUUGCCUCAGCGUGUAAAGUGAUAGGCGUCACCAACUCAUCACUUGUGCAGGCUCUCUGGGGCACAGUCCUACAAAAUCACUGUGAAAAUUUGACAAUCGGGCUGAUCUUGUCGGGUCGGAUGAUUGAUCUCGAUGGCGCAGAUAACGUCAUGGGGCCGCUCUUCAACACAGUCCCAUUUCAUAUGGUCAAGGACGGCCAGCAUACUUGGGGAUCACUCGCAAAACAGUGUCACGAGUUUAACGCCUCUAUCUUGCCCUUUCAGCAUGUUGCUCUGAGAGAUAUACAAAAGUGGUGCGUUAAGGGUACUCAACUAUUCGACACGCUCUUCUCGUUCCAACGGCAAGAUACAUCCAUAUCAGCAGUCGGAUCGAAUCUCUGGGCUGAAGUUGAAGCUGAGACAAAUCCUGAUUAUCCCUUGGCCUUCGAAGCGGUUUUGAAGCAUGAUAGGGAGUUGCAGAUUACCCUGGUCGCUCAGGCUGGAAUGGGCGACGAUGAAUCUCUCAGGAAGCUUUUGGACGAGUUUGAAGCAAAUGCGGUCAUAGCGGCUGACAACCCUGAGUCUGUAAUACGGUUGCGGGCAAUCAAGAAUGGCACUUGGAACCAUCUGGAGUUAUCUGCGAAGUCCGGGAGUCAUGGGAAUGGCCCUGUCAACGAGGCUCAGACUAGGUUCCAGUGGAGCGAAACAUCAGAGCGCAUCCGACGGGAGAUUGCAAGUUUGGCUCAAGUACCUGAGACCAGCGUCCAUGAAUCCACCUCGCUCCUGGAACUUGGCCUCGACAGCAUCGACACCAUUAAACUAUCUGCACGACUGAAGAAAGUUGGAGUCGCUUUGGCCAACAGCCAAUUGAUCAAGGGUCAAACCAUCAAGGCAUUCAUGCACAUGCUGGACAAGGCAGAGGAUAAUUCCAGCUCAAGCGUCCACGAUGGCACGGAGUCCCAGAAGACUGACACAUUCACGUUGCUGCGAACUCAACUCGCGAAGGAGGGACACGAUCUCCGAGGUGCUGAGGCUGUUCUACCACCAACCCCUCUGCAGGAAGCCAUGGUGGCAGAGAUGAUACAAUCUGACUUCCAUCGAUACUUCAAUCACGACAUUAUGGAGCUGCCUCAUAGCAUCAACCUCGAGCAGCUCAAGCAGAGUUGGCAACAAGUCGUUGAAAACUCGCCAAUUCUCCGUACAGGGUUUGUCGAGGUCGACAACCCUUCAACACAGUUCACGUACUGCCAAGUCGUCAAUAGUCAAGUCUCAGGGCUGUUCAACGAGGCGGACAUCGACCAUAUUGACGAGCUUGUCGCCGUGACCGAAUCAGCCCGAGACAAAGCGGAGAAGGGAGCCGGGAAGACUGGUCUGUUGCAGCUUACUGUAGUGAAGCUGCGCGAUUGUAGGUAUCUUGUUCUUUCAAUUGCCCACGCUCUCUAUGACGGAUGGUCUCUGGACCUCUUGCAUCGGGACGUGGAGGCGGCCUAUCGUGGUCAAAAGCAGGAGACUCGCCAAUCACCCGCCGGGUAUCUGAAUCAGAUAUUGAAAUCAUCCAAUCCAGAGGCGCAAGCGUUCUGGACAGAGUAUCUGUCAGGAGUGCACCCGACUCAUGUUGAGUCUAACCAACCUUCCAACUCGGCUCCAAAGAGUACCCACCGAGUCGAGGCGGCAUCAAAAGUCUCUGCAACCACACUUCGCAACUUUGCCAAGACUCAAGCUGUCAGUGUGCAGGUGCUGGGACAAGCGGCAUGGGCUAUAGUUUUGUCCACUCUCGCAAGAUCUUUGGAUGUGACUUUCGGUGUGGUCCUCUCUGGCCGCGAUUCUGAAGAUGCAGAGCAACUCAUGUUCCCGACGAUGAACACUGUGGCCGUCCGGGCCAUUCUGCACGGCAAAGUUUUCUCUCUUCUGGGUUACAUGCAGGAGAAGAUGGCAGACAUCAGCCUCUUCAAGCACUAUCCCUUGCGUCAAGCGCAAAAAGCAACCUCUGACCCGCGAGGCCUCUUCAACACACUAUUCAUCUUGCAGCAAACACCGCCCAAUGCGGGCAAAAACGACAGCGAGAAGGUGAUGAAGUCUAUUGACGGCAUUUCCGACGUCGAGUACCCCGUCUGUGUCGAGGCGGAGCUCAUCCAUGACUCUCUGAUCUGGCGAGUAGCCUGUGCCGAUAACUACUUUUCGUCUCGGGACUCGCAUCGAUUACUGCACCUGCUCGAUCUAGCACUCGGUUUCAUGAUCCAGUCGCCAUCUGCAGAAGUUUUGGAGUUCACAGAAGAUGGCUUGUCAGUCUGCAGCCUACCUAAAUUUCAACCCAAGCUUACAGAAAGUCCACCUGAAAACUCUGUAGGCUCAGCUUCAUCAGCGAGCGGUGGCGAUGAUAGAAUUGGCAAGGGCCGGUCAGCGCUAGAAGAGAGUAUUGUCGCUGUGCUGGCGGAAGUUGCGGGAGUUGACGCUUCAAUUGUGAACAUUUCUCAAAGUAUCUACAACUUAGGACUCGAUUCAAUCAGCGCUAUCAAGGCCAGCUCACUGCUUCGAAGGAAGGGCAUCGCCAUCACCGUCCGUACCAUGCUCAAUGCCAAAUCAAUCAGACACAUGGCGGAAGGCAUGAGUGACGCAAGAGUGCAGCUAGAGACGCGGACUAGCCAGCCGGUGUCAGCGCAUGAUCCGUUGGAAGCUCUUAACCUGCAAGCACUUCUCAGGAAAGCCGGCAUACCUCUGGACGCGGUCGAACAUGCCUUUCCAGCAACACCCCAGCAGAUUCACAUGCUCAGCGUCUGGCAGCGUACUGAUGGAUCAGUCUUCUUCCCGACAUUCAGCUAUACACUGAGCGGCGUUACCAACUUAUCGAAGAUAGCAGGAGCGUGGCAGAGAAUAUUGGCAGAGUUCUCUGCUCUUCGCAUGAACUUUGUGGUAACCAAUGACACAGCAAUCCCUAUGAUUGGGAUCGUGUGCAAAAAUGACCCCAAGAACGACAUUGAGAAGGAGGACAAGACAUCCCAGAAUUGGACGCAGCUGAGUGCAACGCAGAACCUUGUCCACCCAUUGGUGCUCUUUUCUAUCAAGAGACGGACGGCACAUUCGUGGAGGCUGAAGCUGCAGAUACACCAUGCGUUGUAUGAUGCUGUCAGUCUACCAUGUGUCAUGACUCGAUUCAAGCAGCUAUGCUCUGGGCACAAAUUGGAUAGCAUCGAUGAUGGCUUCGGACCUUGGCAAGAGCUUUCCUUCCUGCGUUUGUCUAGGGAGCACGUGGAUGAGCGCCGAAAGUUUUGGACGAACUAUCUCGAAUCAGCCGAUCUUUCCGAACACUUUUCGAGAAUGACUGCAAAUUUGGAGCCUGUGGACGACUUCUCGCGGGGCUCAAACUACCGCGAGUCCGCAUUCACCAACAUGGAACAACUCACUGAAGCAUCCGCAGUCCAUGGUGUCAGCAUUCAAGCGCUCUUCUUCGCCUGCUAUGCACGUGUCUUGGCAGCACGGGCCGCUGCCCGCGGGUCGGGGCUGUUGAAGAAGAUAGUAUUCGGUGUCUACCUUGCCAACCGAGAGGCGACCGGGGAGAAAACCCAGCCUGCUCUGCCAACACUAGCCUUGGUGCCGCUUCUCGUUCAUGUGGCAGAAGGCGGAAACCUUAUCAAAAACGCCAAGCAGGUUCAGCAAGAUCUUUACGAGAUUUCCUCUCCGGUGAAUGUGGCUGUUGGACUCUGGGAGAUCUACCAGUGGAGCGGCAUCAAGAUUGACACCUUCGUCAACUUCCUCACCGUACCUCCGCAGGAAGAGAAUGGUCAUACAGCGGGGGAUUCGAUUUCACUGGAUGAGGUUCCUGGCACUCAUGAGCCGUUGGACAUGGCUUCAAAACCUUAUAACUCUCCUUGGCUGUCAGGCAACGAGGUCAAAGAAGCAUAUCCGGAUGCUGUUGACGUUGAAGUUGCGGUGAGAAACAAAACAUUAGACAUAGGCGUUUUCGGUGCAUCUGAUAGACUUGGUAUUGGCGGCGCGGCGGAGCUUAUUGAUUCGAUCGUGGGGGUCUUGCAUAGCGUCAGCGAUAUCAUUUGA
Molecule: messenger RNA, 14766 nt
Organism: Thyridium curvatum
Lineage: Eukaryota; Fungi; Ascomycota; Sordariomycetes; Thyridiales; Thyridiaceae
Exons: 3
Coding region: 1-14766 (4921 amino acids)
Biological process (GO): secondary metabolite biosynthetic process; amino acid activation for nonribosomal peptide biosynthetic process
Cellular component (GO): cytoplasm
Molecular function (GO): phosphopantetheine binding; catalytic activity
Source: RefSeq, a predicted model, not a curated record